CGCAGGUGCCGGGGGUUUGUACGCUUGGACGGCUUGGACCUUAGAGCUAGAAUCGCUAGAAUCGCUAGAGUGAUUGGUUAACUCGCGCAUCUGACGGUCUUACUCGCCAUGGAUUCCGUUCGGGUUGGAGGUGCGAGUGCGCUCGCCGGUGCCGCCCAGGCCCUACCCGCCUCACAAAUAUCCGAUACUGAACGUCUACAACGCAAGCGCGCGCUCGCGCGUGAACGUCAACGCCGGCGAAGAGCCAAUAAUCCCUCGAUCUUCGCUGUGCAAGCAGCAGCGCUACGCCAACGAAGACAAGCUGAUCCCGAGCUUAGGUCGAGAGAAGCGGAGGCUCAACGCAAGCGUUAUUCAGCAGCAAAUAAGAGACGCGGAACGAAGACGUCAGCGAAGACUAGCGAACCCUGAGAUACAGAGGAUGCAAACGGAAAGGAAACGCAAGCGCGCGCAAGAGAACCCCGAGGUACGGAGAAGAGAAGCGGAACGGGUGCGCCUGCGAAGAGCGAUCCUCAAGACCAGAGCCACGGACUCCCGCAGCGAGCGAGACUUCUUAGCCCGCUGGCACAGCCACAGAGUGCGCGACCCUCUUUGGUUCGAUAACAAUUUGAUUCGGAUCAACAACAUUCGCAGCGCCGACUCGAGAGCGAAGGCCAUCGAAGUACUGGAGAAACAGUUUCCCUCAACAUUGUCAUUUGGCGACUUUCGAGUGUGCUCUACGUGUAAGGAGACACGGGAGAACCACAUCUCCGUUGAUUCUUCAUAUUUCACAAGCGUGGAGCUGGAUGUGCAGCAGAAGAGGUGCCCCUGCGGACAAGUGCUCAACAUGAAAGAUUCAAGCCAGUUGCCAGGUUGGGAAGUGCGUAGGGACGUGUCUAUCCAAUGUGGCUUGCAACAGAUGCCCCUCCUGCCUCUCCCAGUGAAAAUUGUUCCAUCACGGUCAACUGGCGACAAUGUCGAGGAAGGAACACACCAAGGCAUGAGCAAGGCAUCAAAAGAUGAACGGCUGUUUCAGUGCCAUUGCUGCAAAUACUCAGCACCUGAGGUUUACAAGUUAAGACGGCACCUCUUAACACACAGCACAGUGAAUCCUUUUGAGUGCGAGGUCUGCCCAGCGGCUUUUAGGACCUUGGCAUCCUACAAAGCCCACAUCUGCAAACAUACGGGAGAAACGCUACACGAGUGUGACCUUUGCCCAUAUUCGGCUGCUUACAAGUCACGUGUGUUGGAGCACAGAAGAACUCACUUGAAUGCCUACACCAUGUAUGCAUAUCGAGCUAAAAGCAAGUCAAGACUUCGUAUGCAGAAACACCAACACACAAGCAAUAAGCCUUUCAAGUGCAAAGUCUGUUCUCUUGGCUUCACCCGAAAGUACUCCUUAAAAAUCCACAUGCAGCGACAUUUGGAGUCUCGGCUCUCCUGAAGAUUAUGGGCUUCAUGCGGGCAGUGUCCACCAUCAAGCACCUCGAAGGAGGAGAAGAUGCAUAAGCCAGGAACACAAGCUGGACAAAAGGAGGUAGGCACGGUUGAUGCCUAUUACCUCACAUGUUGCACCCUCUUCUAAGCAUUCGAUUAGUGUGUGUCUCUAGUGAGAUGAACUUCCCCUGUGGAACUAUUUUGGCUAUCCAAAACCAUCACACACAUUGUGUGUGAUUGUAUGAGGUGUAUAUAUCAAAUUUCAAGGGUAUUGUGGAAUAGUUUGAUAUGCAGAUAUAGUUUUUGAAGUUAUGCCGCUACAUAUGGGAGAGUCUGGAGGAUUGGGACACUUUUCACAAAUAUAUUUUUAGUUUUGUUUAACUUGAAUGCAGAACGAUGUUUUAUGGAUUAUAAUACAAGUCUAAACAAGCUGCCAAACUUCUGACACACUAGUUCCUGGUGCAGCUGUAAAAAAAAUAGUUUGUAAUAACUAAAAUCUGUCCCAUUCCACCCACCUUUAUGGGUGGAUUGGGACAUCACUUGGGAGGAGUGGGACGUAUGUAACACAGUUGUCCAAACGAUUUCAGUGACAAUUAUAAGCUGAUGGUUCAACAUCAAACAUUAAACAGGGUUGCACAAACUUCACUGCCACAAUAUUUUUUGACAGUGGCAGCUUCAUCACAAUGUCUGUCAUUGGUAAAGUCCCCUAUCUUUCUCAGGAGAAAAGUAAAACAUAGGCUUCUUUUCUAUUCUGCAGGAAGUGGCCACUGACAUGUUGUCACUGCUCUUGACUUUACCUAUGUAAUGAGUUCCAAUUUUUGUUUACUAAAACUGACCAAAAAAAAUUGCCUUUUAUCAGUUGAAUAGAUUCAUUAGGCCUCUUGAUUUAACAAAUGUCAUGCCUGUCAUUAUCAAAAUCUUACAUGUCAAAGGCAACGGCAUGUGUGUCUCUGCAGUCCUUCAGCAGUGCUGUUUCUUUUCUAGAUGGGUAGUCGUGGCAGUCUUGACUGUGUUACGCACUGCUUUUUUAAGAGUGUUGUGCUAACCUCUGUGAAUUCUUGUUGAAUCGCAUGCUUCCCUGAUGUAUAUGUAAGGAUUCUACCCAUGUUGUCACUGCUCUUGACUUUACCUAUGUAAUGAGUUCCAAUUUUUGUUUACUAGAACUGACCAAAAAAAAUUGCCUUUUAUCAGUUGAAUAGAUUCAUUAGGCCUCUUGAUUUAACAAAUGUCAUGCCUGUCAUUAUCAAAAUCUUACAUGUCAAAGGCAACGGCAUGUGUGUCUCCGCAGUCCUUCAGCAGUGCUGUUUCUUUUCUAGACGGGUAGUCGUGGCAGUCUUGACUGUGUUACGCACUGCUUUUUUAAGACUGUUGUGCUAACCUCUGUGAAUUCUUGUUGAAUCGCAUGCUUCCCUGAUGUAUAUGUAAGGAUUCUACCCAUGUUGUCACUGCUCUUGACUUUACCUAUGUAAUGAGUUCCAAUUUUUGUUUACUAAAACUGACCAAAAAAAAUUGCCUUUUAUCAGUUGAAUAGAUUCAUUAGGCCUCUUGAUUUAACAAAUGUCAUGCCUGUCAUUAUCAAAAUCUUACAUGUCAAAGGCAACGGCAUGUGUGUCUCUGCAGUCCUUCAGCAGUGCUGUUUCUUUUCUAGACGGGUAGUCGUGGCAGUCUUGACUGUGUUACGCACUGCUUUUUUAAGACUGUUGUGCUAACCGCUGUGAAUUCUUAUUGAAUCGCAUGCUUCCCUGAUGUAUAUGUAAGGAUUCUACCCAUGUUAUCACUGCUCUUGACUUUACUAUGUAAUGAGUUCCAAUUUUUGUUUACUAAAACUGACCAAAAAAAAUUGCCUUUUAUCAGUUGAAUAGAUUCAUUAGGCCUAUUGAUUUAACAAAUGUCAUGCCUGUCAUUAUCAUAAUCUUACAUGUCAAAGGCAACCGGCAUGUGUGUCUCUGCAGUCCUUCAGCAAAUGCUGUUUCUUUUCUAGACGGGUAGUCGUGGCAGUCUUGACUGUGUUACGCACUCCUUUUUUAAGACUGUUGUGCUAACCUCUGUGAAUUCUUGUUGAAUCGCAUGCUUCCCUGAUGAAUAUGUAAGGAUUCUACCUCUCCUUUUUUUUCUUUUUGCGGUGUGUAAUGCGGUGUGGCAGUAGGGUAGGAUCAUAAAGUCACUUGAAACAAUUCUGUUUGGAGAUGCAGUUGACGAUGGGGCUGUUUUAUUGACAGCGAACGUUAAGACAUUCGUAGAGAUGUCUCGAGCUCCAUUGGUGUUUGUCCCAGAGUCCAAAACUUCUAGUGGUCGAAGUGAUAGUUCGGAAUGGCGGUCUAUAAAGCCCAUAAACCAACUUUUUCCUGCUAACUUGCUGGCUUAGCAUGAUGCAGGGUACUUCCAGUUUAAGGCUGCUGCAAACUGAUCCGCCUGUGAACUCACCUGAAUUCUCGUAAGACCGUAAUUCAUCUUUUUGCCAUCAGCAAAUACUCUUUCAAGAGUGCUUGAUCAUCUGCAAUGACGACCAUUCCACGGACCAAGUUAGACUUGAAUAAGAUGCUGUCUUUGUCACCACAAUCCGUGGACUUCAUCACUGCUCGGUCAAGCGAUGAUUUUUGUAGUGAAAGACCCUGUGCUAUGUCUCUUCUACCUUUCUUUUCGUCGCCCACUAAUCUCACAACAUCCAGCGUCAAACUGUCUCACAGGGAGGAAGCCAGAAUUUUCGUGGGGGGAAGGGGGGGCUUCAACCCCCCUUCUUCCCUGGCUACACAAGUGCUGUUUAUGUGUGAGGCUUGUCGGGAUGCUUUACUUUUUCUUGUACACCCUAGACAUAGGUAAUUUUGAAAACUGAAAUGAAGUGAUUAAUUGCAAAUUUAAACGUUCACACACAAAACAUGCUUGAGCUUUUUUCUCUUCACUUCGACUUGUUCAACCUCAUUUAAGCAAUCAUCAGCACUCCUGCUGUAGCCUACAAUUCGUGCACCAAAGCGCUCGCAAAUGUGUAAUAAAACAGUUUUAAAUAAACAGACAUUGUGCAUUAUAAUACCCAUUUCUUAACUUAAAUUGUGGUCUAGUCGGCCUGUCUGUUACCUCAAUGCGGCUUACCCAUGGAAGCUGAUCUGCCAGUCAUUGCACCAGCCUUAUUGUGGGGAGGAAAGGGACAGUGUCCCGUUCCUUCCUCAACUCAACUGUCCCAUUCCUCCCAAGCUACGUUGCCCAAAGUAAACGCUCAACGGCUAAAGUUCAGUUGUAAUGCCUAAACUUUCCCUUUGAAAAAGUACAGCGCUGAUGCAUGUUUUCGGGGAAAAAAAAUUUGUUAGCUUCCACAAAGCAGUUUAAAUCUAAGAGAAUUAUAAUUCAGACAGCAGAAACUUUUGACACAUGAAAAAGAUAAUUUUCAGUUACAGAAAGCUCUAUCCGGCGAGACAAUACGUACUAUGUUAGCACCAUCUCAAGUAGUUGGCUAACGUCUUUGAAGUAACUGCAGGAGAGAUGGACGAGCUGUCCCAAACCUCCCAACUCUCCCCUACAGCUAAAUCUGCAUGUAGCGAACAUUGAUUUAUUGGUAUGUGCGAUGCAAAAAACUAUUUUAAUGUUUCCUUUUCGCAGUUGUGGUGUUUGACUGUUUCUGUGGCUGGCACACACACAGCCUCUAAUCUCUCGGCUGUGCAAGCUGAACCCCACUACAGGUUCAAGCACUUCAAGCUGCACAUAGUGUGUUGCGUCCGCACUUGUCUCACGCAGUGUACCGGUCGCAUUGCUGCACGUGAGAGCUUGUCCUCUCAUUGUUUAAUAAAGGAGCCCUGAACCAC
This is a messenger RNA of Rhipicephalus sanguineus (brown dog tick), 5207 nucleotides long. Its product is annotated as B-cell lymphoma 6 protein homolog. Gene Ontology annotation, molecular function: DNA-binding transcription factor activity, RNA polymerase II-specific; RNA polymerase II cis-regulatory region sequence-specific DNA binding. The record is from RefSeq and is a predicted model, not a curated record. Lineage: Eukaryota; Metazoa; Arthropoda; Arachnida; Ixodida; Ixodidae. The transcript has 3 exons. The coding region runs from base 419 to 1420 and encodes 333 amino acids. Gene Ontology annotation, biological process: regulation of transcription by RNA polymerase II.